This is a messenger RNA of Penicillium chermesinum, 2208 nucleotides long. RefSeq names its product guanine nucleotide exchange factor VPS9. The transcript has 6 exons. Gene Ontology annotation, molecular function: guanyl-nucleotide exchange factor activity; ubiquitin binding; small GTPase binding. NCBI's taxonomy places the organism in Eukaryota, Fungi, Ascomycota, Eurotiomycetes, Eurotiales, Aspergillaceae. The coding region runs from base 1 to 2208 and encodes 735 amino acids. Gene Ontology annotation, biological process: vesicle-mediated transport. The record is from RefSeq and is a predicted model, not a curated record. Gene Ontology annotation, cellular component: cytosol; endocytic vesicle.
AUGUCGACUAAUGAGCCCAAGUCCUCUCCGGGCCCUGGGAAAGGGGACGACCGCCUUGCCCAGGAGAACCUCGAGAACCCCACAUCAAGAACAGACCUUCCGGAAUCACUGAAUGAUCCCGCAAGCGACAGUCCGUCUCGAGCCAACAUGAACAGUAACGAAAAAACCGAUCCAUUCACUUCGGAUGAGUCGCAGGGAGCUCCAGUGACCUUUUCAGAGUCAGCGCCGUCCGCGCAUUCUUCCGAACCCCGGCCCGAUUCGCUUGCUGGGCAGCUCGAUGGACUAUCAAUAUCGGAGAAGCACGCGCCAGAGCCAGAGAAAGACGCACAAACAUCCCGGGAAAUAGAGACACCCCCGCCUCCACCCCCUGAUAAAAAUGAGAUUUCGCUUCAAGCCACUUCAUCCACCGCACAUCCCUCGUCGCAAGCCGGUAUCGUGCCUGGGGCCAACAAGGAACUCCCACAUGUGCCAGACGACAGUGACGCCGAGAAAAGACAAGAAUCGGAUAAUGAUGGAUGUAAAGAGAAUGAGAAUGACUCCCAGCCGGAGAUUCAGAGCAUUAUGGGACAAUUUCAAGACCCCUCGCGGACGACCGAUCAACAAGAGAUCAUGUCGCCUCGUCUCGGACUGGCUGAGCAAUUUCGCUCCAGUCAAGGCUAUUUCCCCCCACGAAGGUCCAGCCUGGAGAACGCCCAAUCCCCAGUGACUGGAUCUCCCAGUACGGGUCAGCACAGCAACAAGCCAGCCUCGUCUAUGGUGCAACCCCCUUAUAAAACUACUGGACCAGAGGAACCUAUGUUGAGACGGCAAUCAUCUGCGUCCACACUUCCUCCGCCGCCCGAGCCCGAGCCCGAUCAACCUUUCGACUUUCACCGAUUCUUAGAGCAACUGCGUCACCGAACCGCUGAUCCAGUGGCCAAGUUUCUACGAUCUUUCCUGAUGGAGUUUGGGAAAAAGCAGUGGAUGGUCCAUGAGCAGGUGAAAAUCAUUAGCGAUUUCCUGGCGUUCAUUACGAAUAAGAUGGCCCUCUGCGAGGUGUGGCGCGAUGUCUCCGAUAAAGUUGGUCAUGAACCGUCUAUACUCCCAAACCUUCUCCCCGCGAUUCCGGCUCCCCCGACUAUUCCGCGGAGUGCUAGUCGCAGUCGCCGAAAGGAGAUAGAGAGAAUGCAUGGGCCCUGGCGAAGAGGUCAACACCAAGAAGACAUUGAAAGAGAUGAAAUUCUGGCACAAAAAAUUCGCAUCUACAGCUGGGUGAAGGAAGAGCACCUGGAUAUUCCUCCGGUUAGCGGUGGCGGACGGCGAUUCCUUAACUUGGCACAGCAGGAGCUACUCAAGAUCAAUGGCUACCGUGCGCCGCGUGACAAGGUCAUCUGCAUUCUGAAUUGCUGCAAAGUAAUCUUUGGCCUCUUGAAGAAUACUAAGAAAGCAGAUACCUCUGCCGACGCUUUCAUUCCCCUCUUGAUUUAUGUCGUCCUUCACGCCAACCCUGAUCACCUUCCAUCCAAUAUCCAAUACAUCUUGCGCUUCCGCAACCAAGACAAGCUCAGCGGUGAAGCGGGCUACUAUCUGUCCUCGCUGUCUGGAGCUAUUCAAUUCAUUGAGAGUCUGGAUCGUACCAGCCUCACUGUCAGCGAUGAAGAAUUCGAACGCAAUGUUGAAGCAGCUGUUUCCGCUAUUGCAGAGGAAAACCGCGAGACCGAGCCGAUCGCUGAAAAGCCUCGAGCUCAUCCCACUCCCACUAGUCGCCCACCCCAGCCUCAGUCAGGGCCAAGCCGCCGAGAGGCUUCUCAGUCCAGUGAUGACGACUCAUCUGCACCGGUAGCCGGGUUGUUGCGCACCAUUCAAAAGCCCCUUUCCACAAUUGGCCGCAUGUUCUCUGAAGAUUCUGAUGCCCCUCCACCACAAGACCGCCCCCUACAACCCGCAACGACCCCGCAGCCUGCGCAGACUCGUCUCAAUCCGAAUGUUUACCAACCUCCACGGUCCAGCAGUGAGGGUCGACAUGCGCAGGAUGCAGCUGCUCGCCAGGCGAGCGCAGAGGAUGCAGAGGCACGCCGCAUCCAGCGUGCUGAGCAUAAUAAUGUAGUUGAGACGCUGUCGAACAUGUUCCCGAAUCUCGAUCGCGACGUCAUCGACGAUGUAGUUAAGAUGAAAGAGGGCAGGGUUGGUCUUGCGGUUGACGCAUGUCUCGCUCUCAGUGCGGAGUAG